Betta splendens (Siamese fighting fish) is the source of this 5203-nucleotide messenger RNA. RefSeq lists its product as uncharacterized. The transcript is spliced from 8 exons. Lineage: Eukaryota; Metazoa; Chordata; Actinopteri; Anabantiformes; Osphronemidae. The record is from RefSeq and is a predicted model, not a curated record. The coding region runs from base 1726 to 4371 and encodes 881 amino acids.
GUGUGCUGUUUAUUAUCGCCAAACAAUAGAAAACAGCCGACUCAUACUUUUUAACUUGGGCGGUCCACACCGUGUUUUUAUUUUCAGUUAGUUCAGUGAGUAUUUUAAGGCUCGUCACGCUGGCUAUAUUUUAAGACUUAUUUAUAAUAUUGUCUUAUCUAUAGUCUAUAUAUAUUAGUAUAAUUGUGACAAGUAUUUGCUGUGUUAAUUUAGGCUUUAAUGUACAAUCCAAUCUCAGGUUUGUAAUACAUUAUAGAGUAUAUGUGAUAAAACUACGACUAUCUAGAAUCAACCAGAAGCAGAAAGAAGAGGAGACAGGAUGGAAAUUUACCAGUACCCAGCCGGGAGUGGCCUUUGUUCACCAGCAGAGGGCGCAGUGACCGGCGUGCCAUUACUCACGUCUCUCCCUGUUCAUGAAAUUCUGUAUCCACCCAUUCUGAAUACUGUUUUUAGUAUUGAUUGCCUAGACAAGUCUGGGCAACCUCCUUUAUGUAACUAUUUACUUAGCAUAGCUAUGCGCCAUUGAUCAGCAACACCCUGGUGUGGGAAAUUCGACCCCACCCUUGCUGAAUGAAUUGAUCUCUUUCAUGGUUUUAGACAGGAUGUGAACCAAGUCAGGACCAUUAAAACGUUAGAAAGAGAGGGUUUGUACAUUUACAUGUGAAAAGCACGUCAAACAAAUUUUUAAUCAAGGCUGAUAAAAAUUGAUUAUCAAUUACCGUGAGUGAAUCAUUCUGUCUAAAAACGAACUGAGAAGGAUCCAUUGUCAUUAUAAGAAGCGCUGCUGUGUAAGAAAUAGAGUAAAAAAAAACGAUCACAGCUUCUGUGUCACAGUAGCCUAUAUUUAUAUCACAAUGCUGAUUGAAGUAAGGCACAUUCUAAAGAAACGUUUAUUCAAACAACCAGACACAGUGCAAUAAUUAGUGUAUUUCAAUACCGGAUGAAUGAAUUGAUUUCAUGAAGUUAAUGAAAAAAAAAACUGACAACAUGUAACAAUUAUAAUAAUCACAACCUAUAGCUGUGACAGUAGAAGUAGGUUGAUAUAAUCAUCAGUUCUCAGCUAAAUGAUUGUGAGAAACUUCUAAUCAAAUGAGAAAUAUAAUUUUUGUAUAAUAAUAACUGUAGCAGUAAAAACAGAUUAAACAAAGCAGGUGAUGUAUAGAAUGUAGAGGAUAUAAACCUGACGUUGUAGUGCUGGACAACACAAACAUAAGCAAAGCCCAUUUUACAGUUUAUAUCAGUGGGUUAAGUAAACUCUGUUAUAUAUCCUGCGCCACAGGGCUCAGUUCGAUUGUCCCCUGCAUGAGGACAAAGGUCUCGCUCUUUCAUCUGGUUCAUUGAGCAUCCAGUUGUUACAUCAGGCGUGAUGCAGAGUCAAACCACCAUCCAGGAAUUCAUACAUUCCUGCUAACGAGCUGUUACUCUGUUAUUCGGUGUCCUGAUGCCAAGAGAGACUAGAGAGAAUACUCAUAGGUGGAUAGGAUAGAUGAACUAUCAACAGCUACAUGCACCUGUACAAUGGCUGUGAAACUGAAGUGAAGAUUCCUGCAGCUGACGUUGACAUACAGGCUGUAGCUUUCCAGGACGGGACAUUAUCCGAUGAAAAAUUAGAUCUGCAGGGCAGAGCAGACCGCCGGUACCAUCACGGAUUUCCAUCAGGGCUACUUGCAUAGUGGACCUAACCAGGAAGGCAUUAACGGCCUACUACCGGGGAAGAGACAAGUGAUGGAGAAGUUUUUUAAGCCUGUUCAUAGACCUUGUGCCCCAGAUGAGAUCAAACUGAGGAAACACCAUCAUCAUCUUCACCCUUACCAAGAACCUAAGUUCUACAGAUACACGACACUUGAUGAAACAGACAGAAAUGUAGAUCAAAACCAAAGGCACCAGUGUUCCCAGCAGCAUAGAGGCUCUGACCACAAUGGCCCCCACCACACUACCUACCAGCGUCAUCAAACACCAAUUCACCACAGUGAGGAGAGUGAAGUUCUCUAUAACCACCCUACUCCUGUAACACUCUCGGCAGCCUCUUCCUCUUCGCUUUCUUCAUCCUCUUCUUCAUUCUCCUCUUCCUCGUGGUACACAGAGGCAAGCGCAAAUGAUCCAUUUUCCCUUCGCCACGCAGAGCGGCCACAGCAUUCCCUGUCCUGCUCCAACAUCGCAGAUGUGCCCAGAGGUUGCCGGGAAGAUGAGAACAGCGAGCCAAUUGCCUUUGCCUCCAAUAAACAUGGCAAGAAAGACAGCGUGUGUAGUGAGACACAUGCGACCAUGCAUCCAAAGGGAAUGCAUGGUUUUCCCUCUCUUGACCGAGGCCACAGCAGAAGCGAGGAGGGACUUUUGCAGGUUAACGUAAGUGACCGCGAAAAGGAACAAUCCAGAGCACCGCGUAUGAAGUACGGGCCCCUGUAUAAGACAGCUAGCCUGAACCGAGGGUUGGAGUUUAGUGAACAGGACGCUCUGCUGGGUGUCUCCAGAGGCCCCAAGAGAGCCGUGUCUUCUAGCCAGCUUCCCAGUAAAGGCAUCCUCAAGAACAAGCAGCCCCAAAUUGACAUACGUAAAACUAAGUCAAUGGAGGUGCUGUCGCCAAGAGUUCUCAAAGAACAAGCUCCGAGUGCAGAGAAGGGUAAAGGGGUUUCUCAAGCCGAGGUAGAGCAAGCCAGGGUGAGGUUUGUGCAGGGAAAGGUGCAAUUUUCAGCCUUUUUGGAUGAGAUAACAAAGCAGGUGAUAAGUCCGUCAGAUCUCACCAUCUUGGGUUUGAAAAACAAUGAAACCAGCGGGAAGACACCUGGCCCUGUCAGGCCCCAGCUCCCACCCAAGAAACACAGAGAGAGGUCAGAGGAGGCCAGAGAGCUACAUCCAAAGCAACCCAGCAGACAGGAUAAAGCAGCCGGCAGCAGCUCUCGGAAACAAUCGGACUGCUCCAAUCCUGAGAGCGUGAUCUCGUGUGCACCAAGGAGCAACCACACAAGCCCCUCGCCCCAUCGCUACCCCAACUCUGGCAGCCACAGCGCCCACUACGGAGGAAGCCGGAGGGACCGGAGACCGUCGCCCACGGGAGGCUCUGUCACAGGAGACAGAUAUAGGCGGUGUGGCUCUCACCUCACUGAUGACACCAGCACCAGCCCUGAACGCGGCCAGUCCAAACAACGGCACCACCGCAAACAGCAGCCCGCCCUGCCCCACGGUACUCAGGCCCAGCGCCUCCCUCAGUACCCGCCCCAGCAGGUGCCGCUAGGCUCCGGCCACAGAGGCCCCGCUAGGUCCCCGUCGUCUGGAGCCCCGGGUGCCGAACCGGGCCUCAGGUCUGAGUCCUCAUCCUCAAAAUCAGAUUCAUCCAGGACCAGAGACACAGCCUCUACGGCCACCAGUUACAGCAGUUCAGAGCAGAGGGGUCGGCACCAUUAUAAACAAAGUAGGGACACACCGAGUGAUGCUGAACGUCUUCAUGCACUGCAGGAGGACAACGCUGAUCUUCACCAGAAUUUGCUGCAGACAGUGGUUUGCAUUGAGAGUCUAGAGGCGGAGCUGCAGAGAACCAGGGACGAGCUCAGUCACGUCAAGGAGAAGUAUAACAGCCUCCUGGAGAGCCACACUGGGACCAAGCAGGCCAAUAACCUGCUGGGGGAGCAACUGCACGUAGCGUCGGAGAGUCUGAGCAGCGAACGAAAGCACCUAUUAAAGCAAGUGUCGCAGCUGAGCUCCGAGCUGGAGGACGCCCACAGAACCAUCGCAGCCCUGGAGAACAUCAACGUGCCGUGCUUGAUUAAGGGGUUACUGGAGAAGCACUUUGACUCAGCUGAGGCCGUACAGAGGUUUCUGUCUGGCUCUGCUCCAAAAAGCUAUUCUGCUACCUCUCCACAAGCAGACGGCCGAUCACACCCUCCUGAAGUUGGGAGGGAAGCACACGGCUGGCUGGCAAAGUCAGAGGCAGGUCUGCAGAGGGCCACGGCCUUCGUGCCCUUUAAGCAGGGGCCGCCAGCACCAGGAAGCGAGCCCUGCCUCGCGGAGCAGCGCGAGUCCUGCUACAGCCCCCCGUUCUCCGUGGCUGACAUCAGCAGCGCUAUCUGUAACAACAUGGCCGACACGGCACAUCCUGCGUGUCCCCGGAGCCGGCAGCAGCCGCCCCCGUGCGCGGACCACGCCGAGCCCCCGCUGGAGCGCCGGCAGGGUGACAGCUGGGGCGGGACGGGAGGGGUCAUGGUGUCGCUUCUGGAGCAGGAUGUUGUGGAUGUGACCGCCAUGUCAGCGCAGAAAAUCCUGGAUGAGUUCAUGCAGCAACUGCAAGCCCAUAAGGAGGUGGGCGGAGGGAAGGCGCAGCAGGGCCGGCAGGGGCUGGUGAGAGGAGCAGAACAGGCAGGAAAGGUGGCACAGUGAAAGUAGCAGCCAAGAACAUGGGCAUUCUCGUUUUGUUGGUGGAUUUGUUCACACAUGUAAGCUUAUUUUUUGCCUUUAGUUCAGUAUUUCUUUCACCCCAAACUAGAAUAAUAAGUAAAAAAAAUAGUAGAACCAUCAUUAAAGGAGAAGCCUUUAAACUUCUGCAUUAAUAGUUAACAAACCAAAUGUAAAAGCAGUGUAUUAACAACAAAAUAAAAAUGGAACAUGCAUCAUCAUUAUUAAUAUUAUUAUUAGACAUUAGAUUAUUUAUCUAUUUAACUGGCAUUUACUGGUUGUCAACUGUUUGGGAUGUUUACACGUUAGAUAGAUUAUUGUUCAAGCACGUUUUCUAGAUACAGUUCUUCUUUACAGAAGUGAACUCACCAACUGCUCAUCACAUUUCCAACGUAAUGGUACAAUAAAGACAAAGCUUCCAAGAUAUAAGAUUGUGAGAAUUUCUUUAUUUCUAAUAAGUUUUGUGUUAGCCAUGAGCGUAAUCUAGUUUAAUCCAAUAAUAACUUUACCCCCCCCCCCCCCCCCCUCUAAUCAAACACCCAUUUAAAAUGCUAUUUAAAAAUUGUAUGUGAAAUUCAAUUGUAAUUUUAGAAAAAAAUAUGUAUAUGUAUAUAUAAAAAUAUGUAUGUAUUGUGAUAUUGUGAUAUUUUACUGCAUAACAAUGUUACUGUAACCAGUUGGGUCUACCUCUCAUUCAUGCACACAUCCCCUCUGAACUGAGCAGUAAUGAAUGCUACUGUUAAAAAAUUCACUGGUAGCUGCGUCAUUACAGCUUUUUCCGCAAUUAUAGUAUUUAAUAAAUGCAGAUUAUUUACGA